AGUGUACGACAACUUUAGGGUAGUCCCACAAAGAUUUUUAUUCCAUCAAAUUAUGGAUUACCCUUAGAUUAAUUAAUGCCCUUUUAUUUUAUUUUAUUAUGUUUUCUUGUCUUAAAAUAAAAAAUAAAAAAUAAAAAAAACUCUUUUAGAAAGAAUUAUUAAUCUCACCCUUUUUUCUCCCUAAUUUCUUCUAGUUAGUGUGAAAUGAUCUUGAUUUGAUCCGUUUUAAUUUCUCUCUCCUAAGUUAAGAAAAAAAAAAACAUGUUCCCUUUCCAACGAAGUUGUGAGCUGUCGUUCAAAAUUAGUGAUGAGGGGGACCAAAUUGAAGAAGAAGAUCAGAUUAUGUUGAAUGAUAAUAAUGUUUCGGUUGGCCUCAAUUAUACAACUAGUACUAAUCCUGGCCGAGGCCGAGGUAGAGGUGGUCGAGGUCGUAGAUCAUCAUCAUUAUUAGCUAGUAGUAGUAAUAAUACUAAUACUGCUAAUAAUGAUGAUGAUGAAAGAAAGGUUAUGCAUAGAGAAUAUGAACGUCAAAGGAGGCAAGAAAUGGCUGAUCUUUAUAAUUCCCUUCGUUUAACCCUUCCUUCUGAAUCUACUCAGGGAAAGAAAUCAACAAGUGACCAUAUAGGGGAAGCUGUGAAUUACAUACAACACUUGAAAAAGAAUGUAAAGGAGCUUGAAGAGAGAAGAGAUCAGCUUAAACAAUCAGUAGAUCAACAAGAAUCGACGAGUUCAACUUCUGAAUUAGGUGGAUCCAGCAACUCAUCUGUAACAAUUAGACAAUCUGUAGUUGGUUUUGAAAUAGAAAUUAGAGUUGGAUGUGAAGAUGAAGACCGAUUUUCGCUGUCAAGUGCUAUACAAGUUAUUUUUGAUGAAGGACUUGAAGUUGUGAGUUGCACUUCAACCAAAUUCAAUGAUAGACUAAUUCACCAUUUGCAAUGUCAGGUAGGAAACACAGCAUGCAUUGAUGUGAAUCAACUACAACAGAAAUUAAAUAACCUCGUUUGCUGAUUAUAUACACUAUCAUUAUACAUAGCUUGUUAUGGUCUGUGACUUGAUCCAAUUCUAGGUUUUUGUUUUCAAAAUGGAGGGAGCGUCGUGUAUGAAACAAGUUAUAUGAGUUUAGAAGUAUGUUCAUUUGAUAGUUCAUCAUUUAGUAUUUUGGCAAUCAAUUCGUAUUGCUAGUGCAGGAAGGGUGUAUGUAUGAAACAAGUUACGAGUGUAGAUGAACAAUCAUUUGGUUGUUCUUUUAUUAUUUAGGCAAUCAAUCGAAUAUUGCUAGAGCAGUGAGGUUCUAUGAAACAAGUGUAGUUGUAUUCUUGUAUAUUAUAAUUUUGUGAGAGAUAUUUGUUUAAUCUUGAAGAGAAGUAAAAUAUAUAUUAGCGAGCAAAUUAUGAUA
Chenopodium quinoa (quinoa) is the source of this 1396-nucleotide messenger RNA. Its product is annotated as transcription factor bHLH118-like. The record is from RefSeq and is a predicted model, not a curated record. Gene Ontology annotation, molecular function: DNA-binding transcription factor activity, RNA polymerase II-specific; RNA polymerase II transcription regulatory region sequence-specific DNA binding; protein dimerization activity. Gene Ontology annotation, biological process: regulation of transcription by RNA polymerase II. Bases 262 to 1008 code for a protein of 248 amino acids. NCBI's taxonomy places the organism in Eukaryota, Viridiplantae, Streptophyta, Magnoliopsida, Caryophyllales, Amaranthaceae. The transcript has 3 exons. Gene Ontology annotation, cellular component: RNA polymerase II transcription regulator complex.